Molecule: messenger RNA, 1598 nt
Organism: Armigeres subalbatus
Lineage: Eukaryota; Metazoa; Arthropoda; Insecta; Diptera; Culicidae
Product: putative GTP-binding protein 6
Exons: 1
Coding region: 1-1548 (515 amino acids)
Cellular component (GO): cytoplasm
Molecular function (GO): GTP binding; ribosome binding
Source: RefSeq, a predicted model, not a curated record
AUGGCAACUAACUUAGUAGUGAGGCGGUGCUUCCCUGCGGCAAUGAUCGGAGGGACAUUUUUACGCAGAGGGAUAAUUAGAACAGAAUGCAUUUCUGCUAGUUUUAGAUGUAAAUACACGGAUGCGAAUAAGUAUAAGGGGUUCAGGGGAAAAUAUAAGACGAUGGCUUCCGGAGCUGAUACGGACGAUAGUCGUGAUAUCGGGUCGGAUCAGUUUGACUUGGAUGAUGCGGAAUAUGAUGCCGUGGCGAACAGUGCUAUGCACGUUCAGAAACGAUUGCAAAAUGAACAAAACGUUUUGGUAAUUCAGCCGUAUGUUAAGUGGGGUCCCAGAAAGUCCGAUAGUAAGCCAGAGCAUCAACUUUUGGAAGCAGAAGCGUUGGUACGAUCUUUGCCCAAAUGGAAAGUGGAACACAGUAUAAAGGUUCCCUUGGAUUCUCUCGAAAAGAAGCAUCUUUUUGGAGCUGGAAAGCUGGAAGAAUUAAAAACUAUACUAAGCGAUUUGCAGACGUCCGGCAAACUAAUCACCUGCAUUUUCAUAAGCAAAGGAACGUUGACGUUUGGACAGAAGAAAUUAUUGGAACAACACUUCAAACUUCCGGUCAUGGAUCGUUACACCAUAGUUAUCCAGAUCCUUCGAUUGCAUGCCAUCAGCACUGAGGCAAAGCUGCAAGUAGCGAUGGCGGAAAUUCCUUACAUUUGGUCACAGAUGAAAGAUCAUGACAAAAUUCACCUCACGGAAUCCCAGAAACAAAUGCUACGUUUGAGAGAACGUAAACUCAAGGACGAGUUGGUCACCAUUCGCUCCCACCGGGAGCUCUUGCGAAACAAAAGAAAACAAAAAGCUUUUCCCAUUGUCGCUGUUGUCGGAUAUACAAAUGCUGGUAAGACCUCGCUGAUUAAGGCCCUAACGGAAGAAAAAUCAUUGGAACCGAAAGAUCAACUGUUCGCUACUUUGGACGUGACGGCUCAUGCUGGCCUGCUUCCGUGCAAACUAGAAGUUCUGUUCAUGGACACCGUCGGUUUCAUGGCGGACAUUCCCACCGGCUUGAUUGAAUGCUUCGUGGCAACCUUGGAAGACGCCAUGCUGGCCGAUGUAAUCGUCCAUGUCCAGGACGUUUCCCACGAGAAUUUCCCCGAGCAGAAAAGGCACGUCGAAACGACGCUCAAGUCCCUGCUUAGAACAUCCGGUGUUACCCACCAGCCGAAAUUGCUGGACAACGUCAUAAAUGUGGGCAACAAGGCCGAUCUCCUUCCGGAUACUGAUGGCCAUGGGGACAUCCAGCUGGUAUCGUCCAAAACGCUGCAUGGAAUGAACGAUCUGCUGAAGGAAAUUGAACGAAAAAUAUUGCAAGUCACUGGUCGACAAAAGAUGAUCAUUCGAGUCCCGAUGGGUGGUUCGGAAGUAGCGUGGUUGUACAAAAAUGCGGCAGUAACGGAGACGGCCGCCGAUCCCGUCGAUAGCCAACGAAUGCUGGUCAGCGUGGUCAUUACGGAGGCAAAGUUGCAACAGUUUAGGCACCAGUUUGUGAUUAAAAAGCAAGGAUGAUUACAGCAGAUAGAAAUAUACCAAAACUGUUUUAUUUUAGUGCAAAAUAA